Diaporthe amygdali is the source of this 453-nucleotide messenger RNA. RefSeq names its product LSM domain-containing protein. Gene Ontology annotation, molecular function: RNA binding. The coding region runs from base 1 to 453 and encodes 150 amino acids. The record is from RefSeq and is a predicted model, not a curated record. Gene Ontology annotation, biological process: mRNA splicing, via spliceosome; nuclear-transcribed mRNA catabolic process. The transcript has 2 exons. Gene Ontology annotation, cellular component: U2-type prespliceosome; U6 snRNP; U12-type spliceosomal complex. Lineage: Eukaryota; Fungi; Ascomycota; Sordariomycetes; Diaporthales; Diaporthaceae.
AUGGCAGACAGGGGAUCUCACCGCGGCGGAGGCGGCCGGGGAGGAGGUAACUUCCGCGGGCGCGGCGGAGGACGCGGCGGUGGAGGGCGCGGUGGAGGUGGUGGCCACGGCGGCCAUCACCAGAGCAGCAACCAGCACGGCGGCGGCGGCGAGGGCGGCGGCGAGUCGAGGCCCAAGAAGGAGAACAUCCUCGACCUGUCAAAGUACAGCGACAAGCAGAUCACCGUCAAGUUCAGCGGCGGUCGAGAAGUCACCGGCGUCCUCAAAGGCUACGACCCACUCAUGAACCUGGUCCUCGACGAGGCCAAGGAGACGAUGCGCGACGACGAGGGCAAGGAGACCACGCGGCCCCUGGGCCUGACCGUCGCCCGCGGCACCCUGAUCGUGCUGAUCAGCCCCGUCGACGGCAGCGAGGAGAUAGCGAACCCGUUCGCCCCGGCCGAGGACGACUGA